Molecule: messenger RNA, 2037 nt
Organism: Neospora caninum
Lineage: Eukaryota; Apicomplexa; Conoidasida; Eucoccidiorida; Sarcocystidae
Exons: 14
Coding region: 1-2037 (678 amino acids)
Biological process (GO): 'de novo' cotranslational protein folding; regulation of translational fidelity
Cellular component (GO): cytosol
Molecular function (GO): ribosome binding; Hsp70 protein binding
Source: RefSeq, a predicted model, not a curated record
AUGGCGGCGCUUGCUUCUUCCUCUCCUCCCUUUCCCCCUUCCUUCUUUCUGCCUCGCCUGUGCGACUUCGUCCCGUCUGAUGGAGAUCCGAGCUCGUGUGGUCCUGUAGUCGUUUGUUCUCUCUGCACUGCCCAACGCCGGCUGCAGGCGGCAGGCCGUGCAUUUCUUGAACGGUUUGAGCUCGCUUCCUCAAAAAAUGACUCGGAUGCCUCGUCCCCAGGACGGGGAACAGAUAAAAAGGGGAAACGUGGGGACGAGAGCGACGACAACUUCUCCGCCGUGGACGAGGAACGGUGGAAGAGCAAACGCAAGGGAAAAACAACAGGGACAGGCGGCGGAGGCUCCUUCGCGAGCGGCACGCGCCUGAAGCGUCUGCUGGGCGAAGACCGGACGUUGUACGAUAUCUUGGGCGUCAGCGAAGGCGCCACGGGCGACGAGAUCAAGAAACAGUACCGGCGCUUGGUCCUGGAACACCACCCCGACAAGGCGAAGCGGCGCAGUGCAGGAACUGAGGAAACUGCGACUGAGCCGCCGGCGCCGAACGGCGUUUCCGAGAAGCGGGAAGACGCCCGGGAGGGGCUCGACGGGGCUGCCGACUCAGGACACGCGUUCUUCCUAAAAAUCCAGGAGGCGUACGAGGCGCUCACAGGUCCGUUCUCAGACGCUAAAGUUGGCGGGGGGUGGUCGGUGCGGCGCCCGGUGCCGUCGCUGGGCGACGCGCAGACGCCGAUGAGCCGCGUCAAGAGUUUCUACGACUUCUGGUUCGAUUUCCAGUCCUGGAGGGACUUCGGAGUUCACGACGAAUACGACCUCAACGAGGCCGAGUGCCGCGAAGAACGAAGGUGGAUGGAGAGAGAAAACCUUAAAAUUCGGAAGAAACACGCGAAGGCAGAACGCUCGCGAAUCCAGAAACUUGUUGAAACGGCGUACUCGGUGGACCCUCGGAUUUUGAUGGAGAAGGAGAGUGCAAAGAAGAAGAAAGAGGAGGAGAAGGCGGCGAGGCAGCGUGCAGCGGAGGAGCAGAGACGCCAGAAGGAAGAGGAGGAACUGAGGAAAAAACAAGAAGACGAAGAGCGCGAGAGACGGGAGAACGAGGCACGGAGUCGGGAGUUGCAGGAGCAACGACGCCUGCGCGAGUGCCACAAGAAGUGGCGUCAACGAACGAGGCAAUUCUAUAAUUUGUUCUGUCGAGAAACGCAUCCAGAAUUUCUUGAUUCGCUCCAGCUUCAAGAUCUUUGUCAAAAGCUGGAGCUCCAUCAGCUUCGCGAUAUGUGCGACGAGAUCCACAAGGUUGCAUGCAUCGAGGCGUCACAGGUAGACGAGUCAGGAGGUCCCGCGCCGCUCCCAGAAGGCCUCGGCGAGGCAACCCCAGAGACAUGCCAAAAGGUGGGCGACAUUUUUGCACGCCGCAUUCACGAGAUGAAGGAGGCUGACAGGAUCAAGGAAGAAGAACAAAUGAAGGCGAAUGCCCGACGGCAGGCGGAGAGGAAGGCCCAAGAGGAGGCCAAACGGCUUGCUCGCCAGAGUUCUUGGACGCCUGAUGAACUGUCACUUCUUGCGAAGGGACUGCAAAAAUUCCCCGGAGGGACUGCGAGACGCUGGAAGCUAAUCGCGGAUCUGAUCGGCACAAAAACGCAGGAAGAAGUCGUGGAGAAGACCAAGGAGAUGUCAGAAGGCGCAAGCUUAAAGGCCAUGGGGUCGAAAAUCAGUCAGGUGGCCUUCGAUCAGUUCAGGGUUCACAAUCAAGGCGCGUUCAAAAAAAUUGAUGCAGAUCCAGAUCAAAAGGAUUUAGGCGAGGCGCGCCCCAGGACAGCGGGAAGUCCUGCGAAAGACCGACCAGAAACCGCUGAAUCGACAGACUGGACUCCUGCUCAACAGCUGGCGCUAGAAAAAGCACUGGCGAAGCACCCUGCGACGAUGCCCGCGAAUGAACGAUGGACUGCAAUUGCAGCUGACGUGCCCGGGAAGACCAAAAAAGAGUGUGUAGAGCGCUUUAGACAGAUUAGAGCGGCGAUCUUGGCAAAGAAGUCGGGAUGA